CCAACGCCCAAGCUCGGGGAGACCCAUCUCUGUCCCCAUCGGCCUGCCCCACACGCUGGGCCCUGGUCGGCUGCGGGCGGACUUCCGUCGGAUGCAGACCCGGGCACUGAAGUGCCACAGAGAGCCACGACCCGGUCACAGACACCCGUGGGCAAUCAGGACUUCGGUUCCCAGGAGCCCGUAGCGCAGCCUCCCAUUGGCUCGGCUCGGCGCUGCCCGGCCGCAGCGCUUCUGCAGGACUCGAGGGUUUGGCUGGAGCUCUGGGCGCCGGGGCCAGUAGGCGGGGGCGGCGCGCCGAAGCCUGCGGCUGCGGCGGCGGCGGCGAGCCCCGAAGCCGAAGCUUGGAGCGUUGGCCGCUGAGCAGACGCACGACAACCAUGGGUGAGGAUGCGAGCAGGAGCUUGGGGAAAGGAAGUGUCCCCCCGGGGCCGGUCCCAGAGGGCCUGAUCCGAAUCUACAGCAUGAGGUUCUGUCCCUUUGCGCACAGGACGCGCUUGGUCCUCCUGGCCAAAGGCAUCAGCCAUGAAGUUAUCAACAUUAACCUGAGAAACAAGCCUGACUGGUACUAUACAAAGCACCCUUUUGGCCAAAUUCCUGUCCUGGAAAAUAGCAGGUGUCAGCUGAUCUACGAAUCGGUGAUCGCUUGUGAGUACCUGGAUGAUGCUUACCCGGGAAGGAAGCUGUAUCCAUAUGACCCUUACGAGCGAGCUCGCCAAAAGAUGCUAUUGGAGCUAUUCUAUAAGGUACCACAUUUGACCAAGGAGUGUCUGGUAGCAUUGAGAUGCGGGAAAGAAUGCUGUGAUCUGAAGCUAGCCCUUCGUGAGGAAUUCUGCAACCUUGAAGAGAUUCUUAGCUAUCAGAACACCGUCUUCUUUGGUGGAGACUGUAUAUCCAUGAUUGAUUACCUCUUUUGGCCCUGGUUUGAGCGGCUGGAUGUAUAUGGAAUAGCUGACUGUGUGAACCACACCCCAGCUCUUCGGCUCUGGAUAGAGGCCAUGAAGCAGGACCCCACGGUGUGUGCUCUUCUCAUAGAUAAGAACAUUUUCCUGGGCUUCUUGAAUCUCUAUUUUCAGAACCACCCCGAUGCCUUUGACUAUGGGCUGAAUUGCUGAGCCCCAUGGUCCACCCCUUCACCACCCAGAAUUCCCAAGCAUGUCGUGACACUGUACCAGGAGUUGUUUGGGUGGGUCAAUCAAUCUCUGUUGUUGUUUUUUUUUUCCUUUGAGGUUCCUAAUAAACAUGGAGACAGAACAGG
Messenger RNA from Eptesicus fuscus (big brown bat), 1255 nucleotides. RefSeq names its product glutathione S-transferase omega 2 (gene GSTO2). The record is from RefSeq and is a predicted model, not a curated record. Gene Ontology annotation, molecular function: glutathione dehydrogenase (ascorbate) activity; glutathione transferase activity. Gene Ontology annotation, cellular component: cytoplasm. NCBI's taxonomy places the organism in Eukaryota, Metazoa, Chordata, Mammalia, Chiroptera, Vespertilionidae. The transcript has 7 exons. Gene Ontology annotation, biological process: glutathione metabolic process; L-ascorbic acid metabolic process. The coding region runs from base 378 to 1112 and encodes 244 amino acids.